Messenger RNA from Salvia hispanica, 2235 nucleotides. RefSeq names its product bZIP transcription factor 29-like. The record is from RefSeq and is a predicted model, not a curated record. Gene Ontology annotation, molecular function: DNA-binding transcription factor activity. NCBI's taxonomy places the organism in Eukaryota, Viridiplantae, Streptophyta, Magnoliopsida, Lamiales, Lamiaceae. Gene Ontology annotation, cellular component: nucleus. Gene Ontology annotation, biological process: regulation of DNA-templated transcription.
CUCAUUGUUAAAUUUCAACCCAAAAAAUGCAGCGGAUAAACUCUUGCUGAACCACCGCCGUCGAGCAAAUCUCCGGUUUCGCGAUCUGAGCUUCGAUCCACAAAGCAAGCGUGCGUAUGCUUGAGUGAAGUUAUUUAGUUUAGAGCUUGAAGAAAUGGCGGGCGAAAACGAGGAAGAUAAUGGCGAGACUACGCAGAGACUCCACUCCUCAUUCGGAACUUCAUCAUCUUCGCUUCACCACACUCUUCCGCUGAAUCAAUUAAACAUACCUCAGCUCCACAUGCCUCAAUUUCGCGGCCAGAUUCGGCAGCAGCAGUCGCCUAAUUCGUGCGGGGAAAGGGAAAACGGUGGGAAAAGGUUGGGCAUUCCGCCGUCUCAUCCGCAAAUUCCUCCGAUUUCGCCCUAUUCGCAGAUCCCGUUCAAUCGAGCUGGAAAUCAGCAGAAUUUUAGCACUAGUCCAGGGCCAUCGCAUGGGCGAUCUUUGUCACAGCCGGCAUUUUUUGCAGUUGAUUCGCUUCCGCCGUUAGUUCCUUCUCCUUAUCGAGAGGCGCCUUCGAAUUCUGUUUCCGACCGAAUUUCGACUGAUGUAGCUAUGGAGGAGAUGGAGGGUGGGGGUGGAUCGCAUCAUAUGUUACCGCCAUCGCCUUUUGCGAGGGGAAGUGUGUGUAGAGCUGGAGAGAGUCUCCCUCCUCGUAAGGCUCAUAGAAGGUCCAGUAGCGAUAUUCCGUUUGGAUUUUCGAGCAUUUUACAGUCUUCGCCUCCGCUUAUGCCUUUGAGGAGUCCUGGUGCUCUUGAUAGGUCAGGAACCCAGCCAGUGCAGUUGGUUAAGAGAGAGUCUAGUUGGGAGAAAGUCGAGGGGAGUGGAGAAGGGACGGGGGAGAGAAAAUACGAAGAUGAUUUGUUCUCUGCAUAUAUGAAUUUGGACAAUAUUGAUGCCUUCAACUCAUCUGAGACAGAUGACAAGCUGGGGAAUGAGAACCGGGACGAUUUGGACAGCAGAGCCAGUGGGACAAAGACAAAUGGAGGCGAUAGCAGUGAUAAUGAAGCGACUAGUAGCGUUAAUGAAAGUGGGAGCAGUGCUCAGAAACCGAGAGUUUCUACAUUGACUGAGAGGAGGGAAGGGAUUAAAAGGAAUGCUGGGGAAGAUAUUGCUCCAACCACGCGACAUUAUAGAAGUAUCUCUAUGGAUAGUUUUAUGGGAAAUAUGAGUUUUGAUGAGUCGCCCAAAAUGCCUCCGUCUCCUGGAACAAACCAACUCUCACCCACCAAUUCACUUGAUGCCAAUACGAAUGGUUUCAGCUUGGAAUUUGGGAAUGGGGAAUUUAGUGGUGUUGAACUUAAGAAGAUAAUGACAAACGAGAAACUUGCUGAGAUAGCCUCAAGUGAUCCCAAGCGUGCAAAAAGGAUCUUAGCUAAUCGCCAAUCUGCUGCUCGGUCAAAAGAGCGGAAGAUGAAAUAUAUUGUGGAGUUGGAACACAAGGUCCAAACAUUACAGACUGAAGCUACUACAUUGUCUGCCCAACUUACCAUGCUUCACCGAGACUCUACUGGACUUAGUAGCCAAAACAAUGAGCUGAAGUUUAGGUUGCAGUCCAUGGAACAACAGGCUCAACUGCGAGAUGCACUGAAUGAGGCAUUGACGGCAGAGGUUCAACGUCUGAAGUUUGCAACUACUGAAUUAAGUGGCAACCCCUUGAAGUUUCAGCAGUACCCUCAGAUGUUUCAGUUACGGCACCAACAAGCCACACAAACGAACAUGCAUCAGUUGCAACAACAACAGCCACAGCAAUCACAACAAGUGAAUGGCAACAACAACAAAAACACCACUAAAGACGAGACAAAGCAAUACUCGCCUUAGAGGAAGCCUUUCAUGAGGUAAUAUCGUCUCUCCUCAUCUUCACCUACGCAUACAAUACAUCUUCGUUCCUGCCUGUUUAAAUUUAUGUUCAAGAAUCACGUGCUCUAGGAAAACUGUCGCUCCUAGCAAACGAGCCCUGGACUGCGAUAAUUUUCCUUGCCAGCCACCUUCAUAUCUCCCCAUCUCGAGUUACAUUCCUUCUUCGUAUAUAAGAAACAUGUGUCGACAUUGUGCUGUGACAUUCUAUUCUUGUAAUAGUUUGGAGUAAUUUAUUUGAGUUUUCUUUAUAGAUCCUUUGAACAUGUGUUUUUGUCGGAUUGAUCUCUCAAUAUUUCGUGAGAUGCCUUUAAUAAUGGUUAUUUUUUCAUUUGCUUUUA